Rhodotorula graminis WP1 is the source of this 4297-nucleotide messenger RNA. RefSeq lists its product as uncharacterized. Gene Ontology annotation, biological process: regulation of actin cytoskeleton organization; mitotic actomyosin contractile ring assembly actin filament organization; regulation of GTPase activity. Gene Ontology annotation, molecular function: actin filament binding; GTPase activator activity; calmodulin binding. Gene Ontology annotation, cellular component: mitotic actomyosin contractile ring; cytoplasm. The coding region runs from base 1 to 4116 and encodes 1371 amino acids. NCBI's taxonomy places the organism in Eukaryota, Fungi, Basidiomycota, Microbotryomycetes, Sporidiobolales, Sporidiobolaceae. The record is from RefSeq and is a predicted model, not a curated record. The transcript is spliced from 15 exons.
AUGGCGCACCUCCUCCCGUCGCAGGCCGUCAAGGCCAUCGACCGCCAGCGGCACGAUCUCGUCGCGUACGAGUACCUGUGCCACCUCGCCGAGGCGCGCGACUGGCUCGAGACCAACAUCGUGACGCGGUCGAGCGCGAGCGCACCCCUGUGGAGGAGCAACUCGAUCAACGACUUUGAGCAGAGCUUGCGGAACGGGUACGCGCUUGCGCACCUCGCGAGGAGCCUCGGUGGGCCGGCGUGCCAGGGCCCGAUCUAUGCCGAUCCCGAGCGGCACUUUCGCCACACGGUCAACAUCAACCUCUUCUUCCAGCUCGUCAACGAGGUCGGCUUGCCCGAGAUCUUCCGCUUCGAGACGGUCGACCUGUACGACGCCAAGAACCUGCCCAAGGUCAUCUACUGCCUGCACGCCCUGUCGCACCUCAUGGCGCGCCGAGGGCUCACGUCCAAGAUGCACGACCUCGUCGGUCAGCUCGACUUCACCGACGACGAGGUCGGUGCCGCGCAAAAGGGCCUCAACGGCGUCCGCAUGCCCAACUUCCGCGGCAUCGGCAAGGCGCUCGACAAGCACGAGCCGCCCAUCGUCGAGGAGCCAGAGCCCGAGUCGUCCGAGGACCGCACCCGGCGCCUCCUCGCCGAGGCCGAGGGCGGCGUGCGCGCGCUCCAGGCGGUCGCGAGGGGCGCGCUCGCGCGGCGGGCGGCCGAGCGCGAGCGGCAGCGGCUGAGGCUGCUCGAGCGGCGGCGCAGGGAGGAGGAGGCGGAGCGCGAGAGGGUGCGCGUCGAGGAGGAGGAGCGGCGCAGGGCGCUCGAGGCGGCGGAGGAGGAGCGGCGGCGAGCGGCCGAGGAGGAGGCGCGGCGCAGGGCCGCAGAGGAGGAAGCCCGGCGCGUGCGAGCCGAGGAGGAGGCGCGCCGGGUCCAGGCCGAGGAGGACGAGUGCCGCCGCCGCGAGGAGGAGGAGGCCCGUCUCGCCGCCGAGGAGGCCGAGGAGGAGCGGCGGUACCAGGCGGCGGUGCAGGAGGCGGCCCGCACGCUCGUCGGCUUCCAGGCCCGUGCGCGCGGCGAGCUGCAGCGCCGCCGGCUCGACGCCGACAUGGCGCGCCUCACCCAGGUCGAGCCGCACGUCACCGCCUUCCAGGCCGUCGCGCGCGCCGCCCUCGCUCGCCGCGCACUCGGCGCCACGGUCCGCGAGCUGCGCGCUGCCGAGCACGGCGCGACGGCGCUCCAGGCGGCGUGCCGCGGCGUCCUCGCUCGGCGGGCCCUCCUCGGGCGCAUCCGCCACCUGCGCUCGACCGAGGGCUUCGUCAUCGGCGUCCAGGCGCACGUCCGAGGGCUCCUCGCGCGCCAGGCGCACGCGUCCAAGGCGCGCGACCUGCGCCGCACCGAGGUCGUGCGCUCGAUCGGCGGCUUCCAGUCGGUCAUGCGCGCCGAGCUCGCCCGGCGGCGCGUCCAGACGCAGCGCCAGGAGCUCGGUUUUGUCGAGCCCGACGUCGUCGGUAUCCAGGCCCAGACGCGAGGGUACCUCGGCCGCAACGCGUUCCUCGCGUGGAGCGACCACGUCCACCGCAACGAGCCGACCGCCGUCUGGCUCCAGGCCAUGCUCCGAGGCGUCCUCGCCCGCCGCCGGUACAACGACCUGCACCGCCACUUCCACCACAACAUGAGCCAGGUCGUGCGCCUCCAGGCCGCGAUCCGCUCGCGCCGUCAAGGGUCGCAGUACCGCCAGCUGCGCAAGGGCACCAACGUCCCGGUCGGCACGAUCAAGAACUUUAUGCGCCUCCUCGAUGACUCGGAGUUCGACUACCGCGGCGAGCUCCAGGUCGAGUCGCUGCGCAAGGAGCUCGUCGGCGCCAUCCGCGAGAAGCAGGAGCUCGAGGAGGACGUCAAGGACCUCGACACCAAGAUCGCCCUCCUCGUCAAGAACAAGAUCACGCACGAGGUCGCGCGCGCCCAGCGCUCCAAGCUCGGCACGCUCGCGCCCCUCAAGCGCAGCUCGCUCCUGUCGGCCGCCAACGACCCGUUCGCCGGCGGCCAGCUGGACCACCACACUCAGCGCAAGCUCGAGCUGUACGAGCAGCUGUUCACGCGCCUCCAGACCGAGCCCCAGUACCUGUCGCGCCUGUUUGCGCACUCGGGCGCGCUCGGCCUGAGCGACAAGGCGCAGAAGGCGGUCGAGUCGAUCACGCUCCUCGUCUUCAGCCAUGCCCAGGGUCACCGCGAGGAAUUCCUCCUCCUCAAGCUCUUCCAGCGCUCGAUCGAGGAGGAGGUCGUCAACCUGCCCAACCUGAGCGCCUUCAUUCGCGGCAACUUUGCGUUCCUGCGCCUGUUCGUCAACUACGGUCGCGGUGUCAACCAGCGCUCGUACCUCGCCGACACGCUCGGCAACGAGGUCAAGGCCGUCAUGGGCCGGCAAGGGCUCGACCUCGGCACCAACCCGGUCGACAUCUACCGCAACGUCGUCGCCGAGGAGGAGAUGCGCACCGGCCGACCGUCGCAGCGCCGCAAGGAGGUCGACAACAAGCACGCGCUCGCCGACCGCGAGACCAACACGGUCUUUAUUCAGCACCUUCUCGCUCUGCGCAACACGACGACGGCCUUCCUCGCCGCCAUCUUUCACUCGACGCCGUCGAUGCCGUUCGGCGUGCGCUAUGUUGCGCGCGAGAUCUUCCGUGCCCUGCGCGCUCGCUUCCCGCAAGAGUCCGAGGAGAACGUGCUGCGCGUUGCGGGCCACGUCGUGUACUACCGCUUCCUUCAGCCGGCCAUCUUUGCCCCCGAGACCUACGACAUCGUCGAGGGCGUCGUCCCGCCGAUCCAGCGGCAGAACCUCGGCGAGGUCGGCAAGCUCCUGCACCAGAUCUCGAUCGGCCGCCUCUUCGAGCAAGAUCAGGCGCACCUGCAGCCCAUGAACGAGUUCGUCGCCUCGAGCUGGGGCAGCUUCCGUCAGUGGCUCUGCGACGUCAUCCACGUCGACGACGCCGAGACGCACUUUCACGCCGACGAGUUCUCCGAGGCGGCCGCUGUCCGUCGCCCCAAGAUCAACAUCACCCCGAACGAGAUCUACGCCCUGCACAGCAUCCUCGCCGAGCACCUCGACACGGUCGCGCCCGAGCAGCAGGACCCGGUCCGCCUCGUCAUCGAGGAACUCGGCGGCGUCCCCGCAGGCGGCAGCGCCGAGCUCAACCGUGCUCGGGCCGACGCCAUCGCCCUCACGCUCGCACCUCGAGUGCUCCCCGAAGAAGAUCCCGAGGCCGUCCAGAAGCAGCUCUUCAGCCGGGCCAAGCGUCGCGUCCUCGCCAUCCUCAAGGUCCACCACGGCAGCGACCUCGAGGCCGUCCUCGCGCAGCAGGUGACCGAGGACGACGAGGACCUGUGGGCGCGUCUCGUCGACGAGGAGGACGAGGAGGAGCAGCGACAAGCGCAGGCGCAGCGCCGGCCCGUCGUCGUCCAGUUGGACGACAUCCGCAACAUGUCGUUCCAGGAGCUCAAGAUGGCCACCCUGUCGGACAUCCUCGAGCUGCGCAAGACGGGCCUCGUCUCGAAGAACGACAAGUACCAGGCCAUCCUCAACGCCCUCGCUCGCGACAUCCGCUCCAAGCACCACCGCCGCGUCCAGCGCCAGCAGGAGCUGCAGACCAUGCACGCGACGCUGUCUUCCCUGCGCGACAACAAGCGGUACCUGAGCGACCAGAUCAACUCGUACCACGUCUACAUCGACCAGUCGAUGGCGGGCAUCCAGAAGAAGUCGAAGAAGCGCCUCGUCCUGCCGUGGUCGAUGCAGGCGAGCCACGAGCGUCAACUGGAGAAGGAGGGCAAGCGCUACGCCUUUGGGUCGUACAAGUACACGGCCCAGAAGCUUUACGACCAGGGCAUCCUCCUGUCGAUCGACCAGUACUCGCCGAAACAGUUCGACAAGGUGUCGAUCACGAUCAGCUCGGACGAGGUCGGCGUGUUCGAGGUCAAGGCGCAGUACAUGGGCGUCGCCGUCACGACCGUCGAGCUCAAGCUCGAGGACCUCCUCGAGAUGCAGUUUGUCGGCAAGCAGACGCUCUCGAUCGGCGACGUCGCCAAGACCAACCUCUCGCUCAUCAUCGCCCUCAUCAACCGCAAGUUCUACCAGUAGCUCGUCGUCGCCGCGUCGUCGUCGGCCUUGCUCUCAUUUCGCCUUUCUUCUCCCAAGCCGUUCAUCCCUUAUUUCCCGCAUCCCUCGCAGCGUUCUCGAUACCCCUCCUUUCCGGCUCGUCUCGACCCAUCCUUAGCGCCCCCUUGUUGCUGCUCUGUGCUGUAACGAUCGCGUUCGUCUC